Doryrhamphus excisus (bluestripe pipefish) is the source of this 2266-nucleotide messenger RNA. Lineage: Eukaryota; Metazoa; Chordata; Actinopteri; Syngnathiformes; Syngnathidae. The record is from RefSeq and is a predicted model, not a curated record.
UGAUAUUGCAUCAUAGAGUUAUGAUACCGAAUUUGAUUAUCUUCACUUUACCAUUUUUUUAAAUAAAAUGAAAAUAAUGUCAACAUGAGAAAAUGGAACUGGAUUUAACCUCAAAUAUUCAACACUCUGCAACUGAAGCUGAUCAGAAGAAGAAACUGAAGCCCUUUGACAAGCUCCACUCCAACAUCCUGAGCAGUAAGACCAGCACCUAUCUGGUUAAGGACUUAAUCGGUGAAGGCAGCUUUGGGAAAGUUGCCCAAUGUGUAAACCUGGGCACGUCACAGACCGUAGCGCUCAAGGUCCUCAAAACCAAGUCCAACGUGAUAUCCAAAAGGGAGAUCAAAAUGCUUGAUAUUGUGAGUGUUCUGGACCCGGUAAAAAAGAGCAUUGUGAGGUUUAUUGAGAACUUUGAGCACGAAGGGUUUACCUGUUUGGCUUUCGAAAUGCUAGAUGUCAGCCUUUUUGAUUUUGUCAAGAAACGCAAGAACGCGCUGUCUGUCAGUGAGAUACGGCCCAUAGCACACCAGUUGCUGACGGCCUUUGAGGCCCUGAAAGGCAUUGGCGUCAUUCAUGCAGACCUGAAGCCUGAUAACAUCAUGCUGGUAAACCAUUCGUGUGAGCCGUUCAGGGUGAAAUUAAUCGAUUUCGGCUGCUCCCUCCACACCUCUAAUGUGAUCCCGGGAAUGAUCAUUCAGCCAAUGGGAUACCGAGCACCCGAGGUCACCCUGGGCCUCCCGAUUUCCGAGCAAGUGGACAUGUGGGCUCUGGGCUGUGUUCUUACGUUCCUGCACAUCAGACAACACCUUUUUGCAACAAACUGCGAGUACCAGAUGAUGAGAACCAUCGUACAAAUCCGAGGGCAGCCCGCCGACUCGCUUCUUUUAAUAGGAAAACACAGCCAGAAGUAUUUUACCCACUUGAACUUUGAACAGUGGAAGCUAAAGACUCCAGAUGAAUAUAAGCUUACAACCGGAGAAGAGACGACAACAUGGAAGAUUAGGCUAAAGUCUCUGGAUGCCCUGAGAACUCAGUGCCAAGACACAAAAGAAGUGUUCAGUGAAUUUGAAGAUCAGAAUGAAUAUGUUAGCUUUCUAAAAAGUCUUCUUAGCAUUCAAGCGGAGAGAAGAAUCACACCCGCCGAGGCUCUAAAGCAUCGCUACGUCUCCAUGGCUCAUCUGGUGCAGGAGAGCCACACCAGCUCGUACGUGGACAAGGCCUUUGAUCAAAUGCUGGUGUGCCCCAUAGAAGGAUUUGAAGAGGAGCUCAUCUCGGAUAGCGAGGAUGAGGAAAGGCUGACCUAUGACCUCAUUCUAAAGUCAGCAUGCUGCGGCGAUGGGCCAGCGGUCACGGGACAUUUACACACAGGUGACUCGUCCAUAAAGGCAUCGGAAGCUGAUGGACAAACUGAGCAAGGUGUAGCGCAGGAGAACCAGCAACCUAAAAACAUGCCUGUUUUUGCGUGCAGUGAAUGUGGGACCUACGUUCGAAAGUAAAAAUGAAAAACGUCAAUAGAAGAAAGUAUGUACCUGCAGGUCAAGAGGUGUUUAAGUGUGUUGAAGUAUUUGUAAAGGAUCCCUAAAUAUCAUCCCGCUCCAUCAGUUGACAGUUGCAGCACGGAGAAAGGUAAAGCAUGCGUCAUGUACUCCUGUUUGGUAAGAGUUGGACCGUGCCUGUGUCCACGUCACACAUGGCAUGAUUCCAUGCACAUGCGUGUACGCAGCGUGGCCAAGACAGAACGACCGUAAAUCAACGCCUCUCAACUGGAUGAUAACAAGUCAUAGUAGAAAUGGUAAUGGUAAUGGUAAUGGUUUAAUUUCAUUUGACCAUGCAUCAGAUUCCAGUUCCACAUGUCCAAAAGGAGUAGGAAGAAGCAAAGCUUAUUCAAUCCUACCCCUCCAUCUGGUACUUUUACAAUCACUAACUGUUACAUUUGUUCACUUCCUGCUUUCCAUAAUACAGUUUUAGGUUUUUUUGUUUUGUUUUUUUAAUAAUGUACCUCGUACCAAAGUACGAGGUGAUAUGACCAUACAAUGAUAUUAUGUGUACCAUAGUAACUGUCAAUCAAAUUAGAACACUUAAAACAAUCCAAAAGUCAACCCCACAGCAUGUUUGUGUGUGUAAUUAAUGCCCCCCUGCUUGCACCAGCAAUGAAUAGUAGUGGUCACUGUCCGAGCAAAAUAAUCAGGGUAACCUGAAAAAGGAUUUGUAAAUGAUCCACCAUGUCAGGGACAAUGCAGUAAUAUAGAAUCACAGAAAGGACGGGACU